This is a messenger RNA of Knipowitschia caucasica, 1080 nucleotides long. The record is from the annotation of a GenBank genome assembly. NCBI's taxonomy places the organism in Eukaryota, Metazoa, Chordata, Actinopteri, Gobiiformes, Gobiidae.
AUGUGUUUAUGUGCCAUCUUCAUCCCCGCUCUCCAAGACCCCACCUCUCCUCAUCAUCACUGUCUGUCUAUGGCCAUCUCCACUAUGCAUUCAAAAGGCUUCAUGAGCACAGGGGACCAGGCCGCCAAAGGGAACUAUGGCCUGCUGGACCAGAUCCAGGCCCUGCGCUGGCUCAAGGAGAACAUCGCGGCCUUCGGAGGGGACCCCACCAGGGUGACAGUGUUCGGGUCUGGGGCCGGGGCGUCCUGUGUGAGCCUGCUCACACUGUCCCACUACUCUGAGGAUCUGUUCCAGCGGGCCAUCAUCCAGAGCGGCAGCGCCUUGGCGAGCUGGGCCGUCAACUACCAGCCGUACAAGUACACGCGUGCACUGGGUGAGCGCGUGGGCUGCGGGGCUCUGGACGACAGCUCCGCCCUGGUGGAGUGUCUGAGGGGGCGCAGCUACCGAGAGCUGGUGGAGCAGAACAUUGCGCCCGCCAAGUACCACACCGCCUUCGCCCCGGUGAUCGACGGAGACGUGAUCCCGGACGACCCGCAGAUCCUCAUGGAACAGGGCGAGUUCCUCAACUACGACGUCAUGCUGGGGGUGAACCAGGGCGAGGGCGUGAAGUUCGUGGAGGGCAUCGUGGACUCGGAGGACGGCGUGUCGGCGGAGGAUUUCGACUUCAGCGUGUCGGACUUUGUGGACAGUCUGUACGGGUAUCCGGAGGGACGGGACACGCUGAGGGAGAGCAUCAGGUUCAUGUACACUGACUGGGCAGACAGAGACAACGCAGAGACGCGGAGGAAGACUCUGGUGGCGCUCUUCACCGAUCACCAAUGGGUGGCUCCGGCGGUGGCCACGGCGGACCUCCACGCGCAGUACGGCUCGCCCACGUACUUCUACUCCUUCUACCACCACUGCCAGAGCGACGCCACCCCACCCUGGGCCGACUCCGCCCACGGAGACGAGGUGCCGUAUGUGUUCGGAGUGCCCAUGGUCGGACCCACAGAUCUAUUCAACUGUAACUUCUCCAAGAACGACGUCAUGCUGAGCGCCGUGGUCAUGACCUACUGGACCAACUUUGCCAAGACCGGGUAA